Molecule: messenger RNA, 3171 nt
Organism: Dryobates pubescens (Downy woodpecker)
Lineage: Eukaryota; Metazoa; Chordata; Aves; Piciformes; Picidae
Gene: SYNE3
Product: spectrin repeat containing nuclear envelope family member 3
Exons: 18
Coding region: 291-3164 (957 amino acids)
Biological process (GO): nuclear migration
Cellular component (GO): nuclear outer membrane; meiotic nuclear membrane microtubule tethering complex; cytoplasm
Molecular function (GO): actin filament binding
Source: RefSeq, a predicted model, not a curated record
UUGCAGGGCGCUGCCCCCUAGCCCCGGCCCGCGCCCCUCUGCCUCCGGAAUCGGCGAGGCGGGGUGAACCGCCGCCAAGGGGGCGGCCGCUCGGUCCCAGCUCCGUCCGACCGCCGCCUGCCUGGCAGCCGCUGCGCCAUGGCUCGUUCCCCAGCUGUUCGCCCCAGUGCCUUCUCCCGCCGAGCACGUUUGUGGUGCCGCUUCACGGUGUAACGGUUGCGACGGAUACAGCGGAGCUGCGGAGCUGGAGCGGAGGCAGGGCUUAUCCUGGCCAAGCUUCUUUGAAUGCAAUGACUCAACAGCUACAGGAUGAAUUUGACAGUAGUGUGGAAAAUGCAGAAGCUUGGAUGAAGGCCAUUCAAGAGAGACUGAGAAUCAAUGACAACACCAAAGGACCUCGAUCUGCCCUAGAAGCCAGACUGAGAGAGACUGAGAAAAUACGUGCACUGGAACCAGAAGGCAGCUUGAAAAUGGACUUGGUUCUUGUGAAGGCAGAUGCUGCUCUUCGCAACAUCGGAGAGGAUAAGAAGCAUGAGGUACUAUCUAAACUGAAAGACAUUAAAGACUUGUGGGAAGAGACAGCCAUAUACAUUACUCACUGUCACAGCCGUAUUGAGUGGGUCUGGCUGCACUGGAGUGAAUACCUGAAAGCCCAAGAUGAGUUUUACAGAUGGAUUCACAACAUGAGGGUCACCUUGGAGCCAGACAUCGAAUUACAGCUUGGCUUAAAAGAGAAGCAGUGGCAGCUGAGCCAUGCUCAGGUUCUCCUGAAUGAUGUCAUAAAUCAGUCAGUCCUGCUGGAAAUGCUGCUAGAAGAAGCCGCUUCCUUGUUCAGCAGGAUAGGUGAUCCCAGUGUGGAUGAGGACGUGCAAAAGAAAAUGAGGAUGGAAUAUGAAGAAAUCAGGCAGGAAGCUGAGAGCAGAGUGAAACUGCUUGAAAAGAUAACUGAGGAACAUGAGCAGUACAGGGCCAAUGUCAGCCAGUUUCAAUCAUGGCUGAGCGGUGUGACAGAAAGAUUAAACUGCUGCAUCGGAGAAGAAGCCAAGUCUUCGGCAGAGGACAAGUUAAAGGCACUGAAGGAAAUUGCCAAAAACAUUAGGAGAGGUGGAAAGAAAUGGAAGCACCUUGAAAACCAGUGUGCAGAGGUGAUUUCAAAUACUUCCCCACUCGGAGCUGAAAGAAUGAAGGAUGAACUUGAAGAGCUACGAAAAGCCUUGGAGAAGUUGAAACUACUGAGUAGUGAGGAGGAGGAAAGAUUGCUCAAGAUCCAGCAGUCAGAAAGUGCCUAUGAGUCCCAAGCCAGACAAUUAAAGACAGACAUCCAGGAGUUGAGAAAAGAUCUCCAGAGACUACAAGAUGACCUGAUACCUGUGGAAGGGGAAAAGACUGAAGAUGAGUUUGUAGCUCUGUGGAGAAAAUGCAAUGCAAUAAGAGCAGCUCUGGCUGCAGAAGAGUCCAAGGUUGAGAGGCUGAAGGCCCAGCUUAAGGAGCUUCUACGGUUUUCCCAGGAUGUGCAGCCACAUGCUGAAAGUGUUGUCUCUGCAAUACAGCAGUAUCAAAGUGUUAGAAGCCAGACGUCUAAAAUGAGUACUGAUACAGAAGCCCAUCUGAGAAGACUAUUCCAAAAUCCCUUGCAAGAUUUUGAACAGUGGAAGCCAUCAGUCCAGAUGCUCCUGGAGACUCCAGAGCCAGCACUGGCUCACAUUGAGGCUGCUCUAACUUUAAGCUCCCAGUUCAAAGAGAAGUUGAUGACAUUACAGCUGAAGAAAGAUUUGCUAAACAAUGUCCUUGGUGAGGAACAAGCAAAGUCUUUCCUUCAAGAAGUAGCUGACGCUUCAAAGGAGAGAGAAAUUCUACACAAAAGUUUGCUGCAAAGGAAGAACAAACUCCAGAAUUUGAUAUUGCAGCAUAAGGACUUUGAUGCUGGUUUUGCACCUUUGCAGAAGAAAUUAUCUUCCAUCAAAGCCAAAUUAGAUCUAGAAAAGGAACCACGGCCUGACCUUCUGGGUAGAAAGACACAGCUCCAGAGACUUCAGAUGAUCCAAGAUGAUUUGGCAGAGCUUGCAAUUCAAAUGGAGGAGGUAGAGAAGCUUGUUCAGUCAAAUACCACACACAGGCAUGAAAUGAAUCAACUUGCAUCUGACUGUCAGGCCCUGAAGAGAUCAUUGGAGAUGAUGAUUCAGCAGAGUGAAGAGCAUGUUCAGAAGCACUGGGCAUAUAACAACAAACUCUCUGACCUCCAGCAGUGGAUCACAGUAAGCGUGGAGAAGAUGGUUUCCUACCAGGGUGCUGAUGGACAGCAGGACACUGAGGGCAGGGUGGCAGGCCUUGAGAGAUGGCUAGCUGAGUUUCCAGAUAAGGAGAUCCAGCUGCACCUUGUGGAAGCUCAUGGCCAGCUGGUCAUGGAGAAUUCUUCCCCAGAGGAGACUGCCCAUGUCCAGGAAGAGCUAGAUCAGCUGAAGGAGUCAUGGAGAACACUGAAAGAAAUGAUAGCUGGUCUUCUCAAAAAGCAGCAGCUAAAUAGACCAGUGGCUGAUAAGAAGAAAACAGCAUUUGCAGACAGCAGAUGGAUGUCAGAGCCUGCCUUCCAUGUUUUAGAUGAAGAUCCCAACCAUAAGAAGGAGAAGGCAGGAGAAGGACAAAAUGCAAGAAGCCUCAUGAAGCUCCUGCAUGACUUUGAAGAGUGGCUACAAGGAGAAAAUACUAAAUUGACCAAAAUUCUUGCUGCAACUUCAUCUUCCACAGAGGAAAUUAAAGCAUGCCAGAGCAAACUGGAGGAGCUGCAGUCUCAUGUGCCUGAUGGUCAGAGUCUCUUUGAUGACCUUUUGCAUCUCCAUUCUGUCAUUGGAAACUCUGAAGAACUGGAGGACCUGCGUUACCGAUGGAUGCUCUACAAAUCUAAACUAAAAGAGGCCAUGAGUUCACCGAGUCCUGGAACUUUGGAAGAACCUGACAGGUUAAGAAAGAAGCACCCUGGAAGUGUGUGCUCAUUCCUGCGUCGAGUGUGCUGGGUAGCACUACCAUUGCAACUACUCCUUUUGCUCUUGCUGUUUCUGGCUUUCAUCCUACCCCUGGCAGAGGACACCCACAGCUGUACACUGGCCAACAACUUUGCUCGGUCCUUCAACCUGAUGCUGAGAUACGAGCGCCCACCUCCAACCUAACUUCUGG